AUGGCUACUGCUACUUUAAGUGCAGCUGAUACUGAGAAGAUCUCCAAGCUUCAAUCUUCUGUUUCCGGUCUCAAUCAAAUCAGUGAAAAUGAGAAGACUGGAUUCCUCAACCUCGUUACUCGCUAUCUCAGUGGUGAAGCUCAACAUGUUGAAUGGAGUAAGAUCCAGACACCGACUGAUGAGGUGGUCGUGCCUUACGAUACCUUAGCACCUGUACCUGAAGAUCCUGCAGUGACUAAAAAGCUGUUGGACAAACUCGUGGUGUUAAAACUUAAUGGAGGCUUAGGGACAACAAUGGGAUGCACUGGUCCAAAGUCUGUCAUUGAAGUUCGUAAUGGUUUGACAUUUCUGGACUUAAUUGUGAUCCAAAUUGAGACUCUUAACAAGAAGUAUGGAUGCAGCGUUCCCCUGCUUUUAAUGAACUCUUUCAAUACCCAUGAUGAUACAUUGAAGAUUGUAGAAAAAUAUACCAACUCAAACAUUGAGAUCCAUACAUUUAACCAGAGUCAGUACCCUCGUUUAGCAAUCGACAAUUUCACGCCACUUCCAUGCAUAAAAGAUGCUGGAAAAGAUGGAUGGUACCCCCCUGGUCAUGGCGAUGUGUUCCCUUCUUUGGUGAAUAGUGGCAAGCUUGAAGCAUUAUUAUCACAGGGCAAAGAAUAUGUCUUUGUUGCGAAUUCGGAUAACUUGGGUGCUGUUGUUGAUUUGAAAAUUUUAAAUCAUUUGAUCAACAACAAGAAUGAAUACUGCAUGGAGGUUACACCAAAAACUCUGGCUGAUGUGAAAGGUGGUACAUUAAUUUCUUAUGAAGGAAAAGUUCAGCUGCUCGAAAUAGCACAGGUUUCCGAUGAACACGUUAAUGAAUUUAAGUCAAUAGAGAAGUUCAAAAUUUUCAAUACAAACAACUUGUAA
Molecule: messenger RNA, 912 nt
Organism: Fraxinus pennsylvanica
Lineage: Eukaryota; Viridiplantae; Streptophyta; Magnoliopsida; Lamiales; Oleaceae
Source: the annotation of a GenBank genome assembly